Molecule: messenger RNA, 804 nt
Organism: Maudiozyma barnettii
Lineage: Eukaryota; Fungi; Ascomycota; Saccharomycetes; Saccharomycetales; Saccharomycetaceae
Gene: DPC25
Product: Dpc25p
Exons: 1
Coding region: 1-804 (267 amino acids)
Cellular component (GO): mitochondrion
Source: RefSeq, a predicted model, not a curated record
AUGCUGAAUAUAAUGCAUAGUCGGAUAGCAAAACUAUGUCGAAAUCCACUUAUCGUCUCCAUCCCCUCUAGAUUGAUCCAUAAUUCCACAAAACAAGCUAUGUUAUUUGAAGGAAACUCAAUAGGAAUAGCGAAAACAGAAGAGGAACGAAUGAGCUCUGUGUUUGGUGGAAGAUUAAAGGGUCAACCUCCAAGAUCAACAAGUAGAAUAAUAGUGGGACAAAGUAAAAAGAUCGCUGGUGUCGAUGUUCCGAUGAAACCUGAAGAACCUGAUAACUGCUGUAUGUCAGGGUGUGUUAACUGCGUUUGGGAGAUGUAUAACGAUGAUGUCAGGUAUUGGAACAAACAAAGAAAAUUAGCAGCGGAAGAUAUCGCCAUGACUAACGAAAUUUGGCCUGCGGAUUGGAAUCCUCCUUUAACUGCAAUCCCAGUGAAAAAUGUACCAGAAACAUUAAGACACCAGAAACAUAUGCUAGAUAAAAAAGUAGAAACAAAGAGACUGAAAUCGAUAGCUGAAGUAAGAUCAUUGUUCCCAAAGAGAGAAGGACCAUUACCUAAAGCUGUUUUAGAGGCUAAAGCUAAAAAUCAACAAUUACAUUCAUCAACCUCUACAAAAGAUCUCCUUGAAAAUGAGGAUGACGGUUGGGAUGAAGUACCGGUACAUAUAAAGGCAUUUGCAGAAUUCGAAAGAAAAAAACAUCUAUUAGCAAAAGAAAAUAAAAUAAAACGUAGAAAGGCAAAUCCUCUACUUGCUCAACUAAUAAAACAGGAGGAGGAAUAUGCCAAUAAAAAUAAAAAGUUGUAA